AUGAAUGGAGGAGUUGCAAGCCGGGCGCUCACGUGUGUGAUGGGAAGGGGGGAGGGGGGCGCCAACGGAGCGGCGUGGCGCAGGCAGCGGGCAAGCUGCAAAGCGGCGGCGGUGCUGCCAGUUGGAGCAGCCUCGCGGGCCGCGCAUCCCGGCGCGCCCGGAUGCCCGUGGGCCCGGCGGCGGCGGCGCGGCCCGGCUCCCCAUGGCGGCGCGGCGGCGGCGGGCGGCUGCCCCAUGGGCGCGGGCGCCGCCGCCAACCGACGCAUGAACGCCAUCAAGACCAACCACCCCAAGGACGCCGUCGGCCCCAAGGCCGACGGCGCGGAGCGGCGCAAUUCCAACAUGAAAACCAACGGCGCCACCAAGAGCUCCGCGGUCGUGGUGGGCGCCGCGGCCGCCGGCGGCGGCGCCACCGUCGCCGACCGACCGCUGCCCUCCGCGCCCGCCGCCAGCGCCUGA
Gryllus bimaculatus (two-spotted cricket) is the source of this 459-nucleotide messenger RNA. Lineage: Eukaryota; Metazoa; Arthropoda; Insecta; Orthoptera; Gryllidae. The record is from the annotation of a GenBank genome assembly.